AUGAGUACAGCUAGGUUUAUCAAAUGUGUUACAGUUGGAGAUGGUGCUGUUGGAAAGACUUGCAUGCUUAUAUCUUAUACAAGCAAUACCUUUCCCACAGAUUAUGUUCCAACUGUGUUUGACAAUUUCAGUGCUAAUGUAGUUGUGGAUGGUAGUACUGUUAAUCUUGGUUUAUGGGAUACUGCAGGACAAGAAGAUUACAAUAGACUAAGGCCUUUGAGUUAUAGGGGAGCUGAUGUGUUUUUGUUGUGUUUUUCUCUCAUCAGUAAAGCAAGUUAUGAGAACAUUUCUAAAAAGUGGAUAUCUGAGCUGAGACAUUAUGCACCAAAUGUGCCAAUUGUGCUGGUAGGAACAAAACUAGAUUUGCGAGAGGACAAGCAGUUUUUUCUUGAUCAUUCUGGAGCCACUCAAAUAACCACUGCUAAGGGUGAAGAGUUAAAGAAAAUGAUUGGAGCAGUUUCUUACAUUGAGUGCAGCUCUAAAACACAGCAGAAUGUGAAGGUAGUAUUUGAUGCUGCAAUAAAGAUUGCAUUGAGGCCACCAAAGCAAAAGAAGAAACCACGCAAGACAAGAACAUGUACUUUCCUCUAG
Molecule: messenger RNA, 591 nt
Organism: Vicia faba (fava bean)
Lineage: Eukaryota; Viridiplantae; Streptophyta; Magnoliopsida; Fabales; Fabaceae
Source: the annotation of a GenBank genome assembly